Molecule: messenger RNA, 2521 nt
Organism: Gadus macrocephalus (Pacific cod)
Lineage: Eukaryota; Metazoa; Chordata; Actinopteri; Gadiformes; Gadidae
Gene: ipo8
Product: importin 8
Exons: 20
Coding region: 182-2521 (779 amino acids)
Biological process (GO): protein import into nucleus
Cellular component (GO): nuclear envelope; cytosol
Molecular function (GO): small GTPase binding
Source: RefSeq, a predicted model, not a curated record
GCGAAGCGAAGAAGACCAACCGUAAACUCCGUUCGCUUUGCUUUCCGUCCACCUAUCGCUGGUCGCCGGUACACCGGGGCAGGGCCAGCAUAGUCGAACCGUCAACAUCCAGGACCCGCCGUAUAGGUCCUUUAUCGUCUGCUGUGUUCGGGGUCUUCAGAGCGGACUGUAGUCUCCAGCCAUGGACCCGAACCGGAUCAUGACGGCGCUGAAGGGGACCAUCGACCCCGGGCUGAGGCGGGCGGCGGAGACCGAGCUCAACCAGUCCUUUAAGAUCAUCAACUUCGCGCCCACGCUGCUCCAGGUCAUCAUGUCGGACAUGGUGGAGUUCCCCGUCCGUCAGGCCGCCGCCAUCUACCUGAAGAACAUGGUGAGUCAGUACUGGCAGGACCGCGAGCCUGCGCCGGGUCAGGUGACCUUCCCCUUCAACAUCCACGAGAACGACCGGCAGCAGAUCAGAGAGCACAUUGUUGAGGCGGUCAUCCAGAGUCCUGAGAGCAUACGAGCCCAGCUGACGAUGUGCCUUCGAGCAAUCAUCAAGCACGACUUCCCGGGUCGCUGGACGGGUGUGGUGGACAAGAUCGGCGCCUACCUAGGCUCCAACAAGAGCAGCAGUUGGUACGGCAGCCUGCUGUCCCUGUACCAGCUGGUGAAGACCUACGAGUACAAGAAGCCUGAGGAGCGGGGCCCCCUCCUGGUGGCCAUGCAGCUGUUCCUGCCCCGUGUCCAGGCGCUGCUCUCCCAGCUGCUGCCCGACGUCACGGCCGCCUCCGUCCUCAUCCAGAAGCAGAUCCUCAAGAUCUUCCACUCCCUGGUGCAGUUCUCCCUCCCCCUCCAGCUCAUCAACAACACUGUGAUGACUCAGUGGAUGGAGAUCCUCCGAGCCGUCAUGGACCGGGACGUCCCGCUGGAGACCCUGGAGGUGGACGAGGACGACCGGCCCGAGCUGGUCUGGUGGAAGUGUAAGAAGUGGGCACUGCACAUCAUCACCCGCCUGUUUGAGAGGUACGGGAGUCCCGGGAACGUCACCAAGGAAUAUUGUGAGUUUGCGGACUUCUUCCUCCGGACGUACGCAGUGGGGAUCCAGCAGGUGCUGCUGAAGGUGGUGGAUGAGCACCGUCAGCGGCACUACGUCACCCCACAGGUGCUGCAGCAGUCUCUGAACUACCUGAGCCAGGGGCUGUCCCACUCGCUCACCUGGAAACACAUGAAGCCUCACAUGCAGACCCUGUGCCAGGAGGUGGUCUUCCCUCUCAUGUGCUACAGAGACGAGGACGACAAGCUGUGGCAAGAGGACCCGUACGAGUACAUCCGCGUCAAGUUCAACCUGUACGACGACCACGCCCUGCCCGCCACCGCCGCCCAGAGCCUGCUGUCUAAAGCGGCCCGCAAGAGGAAGGAGGUUCUUCCUCAGAUGAUGGAGUUCUGCCACCAGACGCUGAUGAGUCCCACUGCUGACCCCCGCAGGAAGGACGGGGCGCUGCACUGCAUCGGGGCGCUGGCCGAACUCUUACGUAAGAAGCGUCUAUACCGGGAGCAGAUGGAGCUCAUGCUCCAGAACUACGUGUUCCCACUGCUCAACUCCCCCCUGGGGUACCUCAGAGCCCGGUCCUGCUGGGUGCUGCACUGCUUCAGCCCGCUGCGUUUCCAUGACGAGGUGUCGCUGAGGAACGCGGUGGAGCUGGUGAAGCAGGACCUCAUCGCCGACAAGGAGAUGCCCGUGAAGGUGGAGGCGGCCAUCGCCCUGCAGGCGCUGGUCAGCCACCAGGAGGAAGCCAAGCGCUACAUCCGGCCGUACGUGCGGCCCGUGAUGCAGGAGCUGCUCCACAUCGUCAAGGAGACGGAGAACGACGACCUCACCAACGUCAUCCAGAAGAUGAUCUGCGAGUACAACCAGGAGGUGGCGGCCAUCGCCGUGGACAUGACGCAGAACCUGGCAGAGAUCUUCAUGCGUGUCCUCCAGAGCGAGGAGUACGAGGAGAGCGAGGACAAGACGGUGAUGGCUCUGGGCAUCCUGAGCACCAUCGACACCAUCCUCACUGUGAUGGAGGACCACAAGGAGAUCACCCAGCAGCUGGAGGGGAUCUGUCUGCAGGUUAUCGGACUGGUCCUGCAGAAGCCCAUCAUAGAGUUCUACGAGGAGAUCCUGUCGCUGGCCUUCGGCCUCACCUGCCAGAGCGUCUCCCCCCAGAUGUGGCAGCUGCUGGGCGUUCUGUUCCAGGUGUUCCAGCACGACUGCUUCGACUACUUCACCGAUCUGAUGCCUCUGCUGCACAACUAUGUGACGGUGGACACAGACAUGCUGCUGUCCAACCCCAAACACCUCGAGGUCAUCUACACCAUGUGCAAGAAGGUGCUGACCAGCGAUGCGGGGGAGGAGGCUGAGUGUCACGCUGCCAAGCUGCUGGAGGUCAUCGUACUGCAGUGUCGCGGCCGUGGCAUCGACCAGGUGAGACCCACGAGGCCGGAGGCCCAGCAGGGGCCAGUAGGGCCAAGAGACCAGAGGCCCAGAGGCCAAUAA